Lethenteron reissneri (Far Eastern brook lamprey) is the source of this 501-nucleotide messenger RNA. RefSeq names its product prominin-1-A-like. NCBI's taxonomy places the organism in Eukaryota, Metazoa, Chordata, Hyperoartia, Petromyzontiformes, Petromyzontidae. Gene Ontology annotation, cellular component: microvillus; apical plasma membrane; cilium. Gene Ontology annotation, molecular function: cholesterol binding. The record is from RefSeq and is a predicted model, not a curated record.
AUGCCGCUCAACAAAGGCAUUUCCGAGGUUGAUCUGCUUCUGUUUGCCGAUGAACUCAGCGAAAAAGCUAAACACCUGAGCGAGGCGCUGGCGAACGCGCUGCGGGGACACGCGGCGAGCAUCCGCUGGAUUCACUACAACCAAGUGGUGCUUCUCAACAGCAGCGUGAGUACUUUGAACAAGAGUUUGAACUCUUUCCAGAGGACAUCCCUUGCUCUGCAGAGUGCGAUUACAGAAGCCAUUGACAAAUUGGACAUUGCCCAGAGUCUCAUCAAUAACAAUGCCUCAGAGGUUAUCAUUGGGGAAAUGAAGACCUAUAUGGAGACUAUAAUAGGAUACUUCGAGAGUUACGUUACUUGGACAAAGUUUUCCAUUUCCAACAAGGUGGGCGCCUGCAAGCCGCUCUCCGACCUGGUUGACUCUGUAGACAUCAUUGUGUGCAGCUACGUGAUGGACUCGCUGGUGAGAGGAGACGCUUCUGAGUUGUGUACCAGAGAGUAG